AUGGAUGAUUUAGAUGUGAAGUUGGGGAAUAGUAAUAAAAAUAUUUUGAGGACACCUAGAUGGCCAGAUCAGCAUAAUGAAGUCUUCGGAGAGUUGUUGUUCGAGCAGUACUUGUGUGGUAAUAUUAAUGAUGGCAUAUUGCGGAGGGACAUGUGGAAGGAUUUGGUCGGUAUACUAAAUCGUCGAGUUGAAGGAAACUACACUGAAAACAGUGCACAGAUUAGGUUCAAAAAUAUGAAAGCUGAUUUUCGUGCUGUUUUCCAACUAGCUAAUCGAAGUGGCUGGGGUUGGGAUGAAAAUCUUCAUUUGCCAAUAGCCAGUGAUGAAAUAUGGGAUGAGAUAAUCCAGGAGAAUCCAAAGCUGGCAAAGUAUCGUCGUAAUCAAUUCCACCAAUACGAAAUUUUUGAGAAAAUAUGUGGAGAUAAUAAUGCUGUGGGAACUUUUGCAAGGUCAUCCCGACGAACAAAUAAAUCAAUAGAAGAAGUUGUGACAGGAUGA
Dendrobium catenatum is the source of this 498-nucleotide messenger RNA. Its product is annotated as L10-interacting MYB domain-containing protein-like. NCBI's taxonomy places the organism in Eukaryota, Viridiplantae, Streptophyta, Magnoliopsida, Asparagales, Orchidaceae. The transcript has 2 exons. The record is from RefSeq and is a predicted model, not a curated record. Bases 1 to 498 code for a protein of 165 amino acids.